Messenger RNA from Moneuplotes crassus, 939 nucleotides. NCBI's taxonomy places the organism in Eukaryota, Ciliophora, Spirotrichea, Euplotida, Euplotidae. The record is from the annotation of a GenBank genome assembly.
UGAAAUUAUAUACAAGUUACAAAAAUGAUUGAUAUCAAAGCCCUUUGUGGUAAAUCAGAGCCAACUUCAUCCCAAAGACUGCUCAGUGAUUACGAUCUGGAAGAGGGCAAGCAGAACUACACUAAGGACAGAGACCUGAUCAAGGAUUUCUUGCCAGAGACAAGGGAGGUUCUAGCCACGAUAAAAUAACAUGGAGAAGAAUAUAUCCCAGAUUAAAGCUCUUAAAGAAGCUAUUACUCAAGAAGCUAGAGGAGACAGGGAGAUAGCUACUAAUGAAAAGGUACAGAUUAUUAUCUCCAAGACUACUGACAUGCAGAAAACUAUAAAUGAGUCUCUUAAGGAAAUGUCUGAGCAAGUUGAUAAGGCGAAGGAAGAGUAUCCUGAUGAGCCUGAGUGCAGAGUCGUAUCAACUAUCCACUCUACACUUAUUUUCAAGUUUAAAGAGGUCCUUAUUUCGUUUCAGAAGAGCCAGUCUGAUUAUAAAAAUGCAAUGCAGUCCAAAAUAAAGAGACAGAUUGCUAUUGUUAAGCCGGAAGCUGGAGAGAAAGAAAUUGAGGCACUUUCAAAAGACCCAGAGUCCGCUAUGAAAAUGGUUUCUGAUCAGAUCUCAGGAAAGGCACAUAGGAAACUCCAAAAUACAGUUAGAGAUAUACAAAAUAAAUAUGAGCUCAUUUUAAAGCUUGAAAAUAGUGUUGAAGAAGUCUACCAACUAACUCUGAAUCUUAAUAUUUUGAUUCAGACUCAAGGUGAGAAAUUAAACACUAUUGAGAAGAACUUAGAAGAGGCUAAUGAUUAUCUGGAAAAGGGAGAAAACCAUCUUAAUCUAGCUAAAAAGUGGCAUCAGAAGACUAGGUACAAGAUGGCUUGCAUAGCUGUUGUACUAGUCAUCAUUGCAAUUAUUUUAAUCGUCAUAUUUGUAAAGUAAUCAAUAGUAUUAAA